UUUUCCUGGAGGCUGUAGCUAGAGUCUGAGGGGCCCAGAAGAAAAGGAAAACCCAGAGGGGCAUAUGAAGAAUACAGAAUAUUCAUUUUUAUUCCUGAGGAAGUACAACCACCACGGAUGGAAAUCAGAAGUCAUUAACUAGCUGUUUACUUCUGGGCAAAUCUUUUGGCUCGUUGGCCCGAAAAGUGCAAAACGAGGGUCACAGUUGUCAUUCACAGAUUGUAUGUGUUUACACACAUACUCACGAACGCUUAGCAAAGUUGAACCUGGAGCGAACGUGUUAAUAGCCCUUAAAGGGUCAGUGUAUGACGUCACCAUAGUAACGACAACAGUGCGCAUGCGUUUUUUUAAGGAGCCGGCGUGAUCCCGGCGCCGCUCAGCUCGCCCCCUUCCUUGGAGUGCUUCGCCCCCGUUUUCCCAGACUGCUCCUCCCAGCAGGAGCCACUUCACCAAUCAAAGCCCUCCUUUUCCUUAACGUCAUUGGCGCGCGCCCCGGUUUCAAAAGCUCGGGGGCGGGCUUCUGGGUUCGCGCAUGCGCCUCUGUGCGUUUGUCCCAUGCUGGUUCCGUGAGUCUGGCCUUAGGUGUCUCGUGUCUGGGGUUGAUCCGAGCUGUCGCCGCCACCGCAAUGGGCAAAACUGCCGACUCUCCGGGUUCGGGAGCCCGACCCGACCCGGUGCGGAGCUUCAAUCGCUGGAAGAAAAAACACAGCCAUAGGCAGAACAAAAAGAAGCAGUUGAGGAAGCAACUGAAGAAACCCGAAUGGCAGGUCGAGCGCGAGAGUAUCAGCCGCCUCAUGCAGAACUAUGAAAAGAUAAAUGUAAAUGAAAUCACAAGAUUUUCAGAUUUUCCCUUGUCCAAAAAAACAUUGAAAGGUUUGCAAGAAGCUCAGUACCGUUUGGUGACUGAGAUACAGAAGCAGACCAUUGGAUUGGCUUUGCAAGGUAAAGAUGUACUUGGAGCGGCCAAAACUGGAUCUGGCAAGACUUUGGCUUUUCUUGUUCCAGUGCUGGAAGCCUUAUAUCGCCUGCAGUGGACUUCAACAGAUGGGCUGGGGAUUCUCAUAAUAUCACCUACGAGAGAACUGGCUUAUCAGACCUUUGAGGUUCUCCGAAAAGUAGGAAAGAAUCAUGACUUCUCAGCUGGUCUCAUCAUUGGUGGAAAGGAUCUGAAACACGAAGCUGAGAGGAUCAACAACAUAAAUAUACUCGUGUGCACACCAGGUCGGCUUCUUCAACACAUGGAUGAAACAGUAUCUUUUCAUGCUACUGACCUCCAAAUGUUAGUUCUUGAUGAAGCAGAUAGAAUCUUGGAUAUGGGCUUUGCUGAUACCAUGAAUGCUAUUAUUGAAAAUCUCCCCAAGAAACGUCAGACUUUACUUUUCUCAGCAACACAAACUAAAUCUGUAAAGGACCUUGCACGCUUGAGUUUGAAAAACCCUGAGUAUGUCUGGGUUCAUGAAAAAGCAAAAUAUAGCACCCCUGCCACUUUGGAACAGAACUACAUAGUCUGUGAGCUGCAGCAAAAAAUAAGUGUGCUGUAUUCCUUUUUGAGAAGCCAUCUGAAGAAGAAGAGCAUUGUAUUUUUUUCCAGUUGCAAAGAGGUCCAGUAUCUGUACCGAGUGUUUUGCCGGCUACGUCCUGGUGUUUCUAUCCUUGCACUCCAUGGUCGACAGCAGCAAAUGAGAAGAAUGGAAGUCUAUAAUGAGUUUGUCCGUAAGAGAGCUGCAGUACUCUUUGCUACUGAUAUUGCAGCCAGGGGUCUGGAUUUCCCAGCCGUGAAUUGGGUUCUUCAGUUUGAUUGUCCUGAGGAUGCCAACACAUAUAUUCACAGAGCAGGUAGAACUGCCAGGUACAAAGAGGAUGGUGAAGCUUUAUUAAUUUUGCUUCCCUCAGAAAAAGCUAUGGUGCAGCAGCUUCUUCAGAAGAAAGUACCUGUGAAGGAAAUCAAAAUCAAUCCAGAAAAACUUAUAGAUGUCCAGAAAAAAUUGGAAUCUAUUUUAGCUCAAGAUCAAGAUUUAAAAGAAAGAGCUCAAAGGUGUUUCGUCUCCUAUAUACGAUCUGUAUAUCUGAUGAAGGAUAAAGAAGUAUUUGAUGUGAGCAAGUUACCUAUACCUGAAUAUGCUCUGUCUCUUGGUCUUGCUGUGGCACCACGCAUAAGAUUUCUUCAGAAAAUGCAGAAACAACCCACCAAAGAAUUGGUAAUGAGCCAAGCCGAUAAAGUAAUUGAGCCAAGGGCUCCCUCCCUCACCAAUGACGAAGUGGAAGAAUUUAGAGCCUACUUCAAUGAGAAAAUGUCCAUCCUUCAAAAAGGUGGAAAAAGACUCGAAGGGACAGAGCACAGACAGGAUAAUGAUACUGGUGACGAAGAACAGGAAGAAGAGGAAGACGAUGAAGAAGAAGUGGAAGAGAAACUGGCAAAAGCAAAAGGAUCUCAAGCUCCAUCUCUUCCUAACACCAGUGAGGCACAGAAGAUCAAGGAAGUUCCUACACAGUUCUUGGACAGAGAUGAGGAGGAAGAAGACGCUGAUUUCUUGAAGGUGAAGCGGCACAAUGUGUUUGGAUUGGACCUUAAAGAGGAGAAAACAUUACAGAAGAAAGAACCUUCUAAAUCCAGCAUCAAGAAAAAAGUGACCAAAGUUGCAGAAGCAAAAAAAGUAAUGAAGAGAAAUUUUAAAGUGAAUAAGAAGAUAACAUUUACUGAUGAAGGGGAGUUGGUUCAGCAGUGGCCACAAAUGCAGAAAUCUGCCAUCAAGGAUGCUGAGGAAGAUGAUGACACGGGUGGUAUCAACUUAGAUAAAGCAAAGGAAAGACUUCAGGAAGAGGACAAAUUUGACAAAGAAGAAUAUAGGAAAAAAAUUAAGGCAAAGCAUCGGGAGAAAAGACUGAAAGAAAGGGAAGCCAGAAGAGAAGCCAACAAGAGACAAGCAAAGGCCAAAGAUGAAGAGGAAGCCUUUCUGGAUUGGAGUGAUGAUGAUGAUGAUGAUGGAUUUGAUCCAAGCACACUCCCAGAUCCAGAUAAGUACAGAAGCUCUGAAGAUUCAGAUAGUGAAGAUAUGGAAAAUAAAAUAAGUGAUACCAAGAAGAAGCAGGGGAUGAAGAAGAGGAACAACAGUGAAGUGGAGGACAUAGGACCAACAAGUCAUAACAGAAAGAAGGCCAAGUGGGACCCUUUAGAGCCUUUGGAUACCGGCCUGUCUUUAGCAGAGGAUGAAGAGCUGGUGUUACAUCUGCUAAGAAGUCAAAGCUAAAUACUUCCUGCACCUGCCUUCUCCUUGAAACCUUGGUUACGAUUGUGUAGGCAAGAAGUUGAAAAACAGUUGAUUUGGGGGCACUUAGGUACCAUAUGCCCCAUUCCCAAAGGGCACAUUUCUGGAUAGAAGUGAUCGUAUCUCCAAGUCCCUCUCGCAGGACAUGCUUUGUGCCAUCACUGAGCAUACUCAGAUCGAGGGUGGAUGAUGCCAUUUCCUGACCCCGUUUUCCAGCAUGUGUUCUGUUAGAUUUUUACCCAUGAGUUCCUACGCCUUGUCAUUGGAAACACUGCCUUUGUUUUACUGGCAAGUUCUGGAGCUCUUGUGUCAUUGUUAGAAAUCCCUGUCUUGCUUACUGUACAGAAGUUUCUGUUACUGUUAAAAUUGCUCAUGAUUUCGAUGUAUUUAAUAUUUUCAAAGAGACUAUGAUGGACCAGCCCUGAGAAAGAAUGAGUAUUUUUGAAUUGAGAUGAUCAAUAAAAAACAUAUUUCCUAUAAAAGAAA
Molecule: messenger RNA, 3752 nt
Organism: Pongo pygmaeus (Bornean orangutan)
Lineage: Eukaryota; Metazoa; Chordata; Mammalia; Primates; Hominidae
Gene: DDX10
Product: DEAD-box helicase 10
Exons: 19
Coding region: 627-3248 (873 amino acids)
Molecular function (GO): nucleic acid binding; RNA helicase activity; ATP binding
Source: RefSeq, a predicted model, not a curated record